AUGAACAGCUUCAACUUCAAUAGCGUGCAGCAUGUGUCGCACAUCAGCAGCACUACCCGGCGCUCGGCUGCAGCAUCAGCGGGUUGCAGUGGCGACACACUCGCGGCAAUAGCGGCGGAUGAGCUGCAGACGACUAGCAGCAAAGGGCUGCUUACCCAUUCGUCUGCCGAGGUGAGGUGGCACACGGAAGCAGCUGAACAUGGCGGCAGCAGCUUCACCCGCCCGCCUGCAACUCCACCUGCUGCCAUGCAGCAGCAGCUAAGCGGCUCACGAGCUGGUGGUGGACAGCAGCCGCAACUGGUGGUGAACUGGAGCAGAAACAGCAGUGCCUGGCGAGCGGCAGCAGCACUAUUAACACCUGUGGGGCGGUAG
Molecule: messenger RNA, 372 nt
Organism: Closterium sp. Naga37s-1
Lineage: Eukaryota; Viridiplantae; Streptophyta; Zygnematophyceae; Desmidiales; Closteriaceae
Source: the annotation of a GenBank genome assembly